UCUUUUUCUUUCUCUUUUGAGAGCAGGGAACUGAGCACGAUGAAGAUCAAGUGCUUCAGGUUCCUGGCUGUCCUGAGUUUCCUACUGACUCUCUCAGAAGGAGAUACUCAGGUGACCUGUGUUUUAAAUGAGAGUUGCAUUUUACCUUGUGAUCUCCAUGUUGGCUCAGAUCCUCUCAUCCACUGGAUUCACAUGUCAACCAGGGAACAUUUCGUCCAUUCUUUCUACAAUAACCAAACCCAGUUGGGACACCAGGUCCAACGGUUUCGAGGCAGAACGUCUCUGUUCACAGAUCAGAUCCCCAGAAGAAACGCCUCUCUGCUGCUCACAGCGGUGAAGAUCCAAGAUGAAGGACGAUACGUGUGCCGCACAAGUACCUCAGAAGGCAACAAAAAAGCAUUUGUUGAUCUAAAAGUAGAAGCUCCAGUCUCUGCAAUCAGAAUCCAUCAGGAUGGAAACAGGAUCACCUGCAGCUCAGAGGGGAUCUACCCUCAACCUGAACUCACCUGGUCCACUGAGCCUCCAUGCAAAACAACUCUUCAGAACAAGACAAUGGUCCAACAGACUGAUGAGCAGCUUUACAACAUCACCAGCUGUCUGAUGGACCACGACCCUAAUUUGACCUACUACUGCACCGUCAAAACUCAGACGAACCAGAAGACAGGUUUGGUUAAACCUGAAAUUUCAAAUAAUGUUGGAAAGAUCUCUGGAAUGGUGAUUGGGGUUCCACUUGCAGUAACGAUCGUAGUGGUGGCUGUGAUUUUUAUAAUUUUAAAGAUAAAAGGCUGCACAAAAAACAACACAAAGACUCCAAGCAAUCCUGAAGUUCAUGAGAACUCAUUGAAAUCUGUGGACUGCCUGAAUGAAUCAAACACUGCUGUUGUAGAACAAAAUAAUCUAGAUACUAUAACGUCCACUGCACAUCUUUUAUCCCCUUAUCUUUCCCAAAAAAGUCUCACAUACCAGGCAAUGUUUCCACGAGCACAACAACAAUGUCCUCAAGAAAGUUACUAUCUUAACAUUUUAAGAUUUCCUCCUGCCUCAUGUUUCUGCUGCACCUUCGGCUUUAAGGAAACAAUCAACCUGAACAAUCAAGAGGAUCUGGCAGGAUGGUUUAUGAUACAUGUUUUUGUAAUCACUUGCGUUAUGGUUGAGAUUUUGUUCUUCCUGUUUUUGGUGAUCCAAACAUUAAUUUGGCCUGGUGCAAAUGGAGAUCCCACAGUGACCUGUGUUUUCAGACAGAGCUGCAUUUUACCCUGUAAUGUUGAUCCCAGUUCUGAUACAGUGACCCUCUGGGACCAUUUAACAUCAGGAGAGCAUAACGUCCACUCAUACUAUGAUAGUGAGGACCAGCUGGGACGCCAGGACCAGCAGUUCAAAGGUCGGACGUCUCUGUUUAAGGAUCUGAUCUCCAGAGGAAACGCCUCCUUAAAACUGACAGGAGUGAAGAUCCAGGAUGAAGGGAGAUACAGAUGCUACAGCAGCACAGAGAGAGGAAGCAAGAAAACAUUCAUUCAGCUAAAGGUUGAAGCUCUAAUAACAGAAGUCAUUAUAAAGCAGAUAGAAAACAGGAUCAUCUGCAGCUCAGAGGAUAUCUACCCUAAACCUGAACUCACCUGGUUCGUUUAUCCUCCAUCUGACCUGGAGCUCCACAACAGAACCACAGUCCAUCAGACUGAAGAGCAGCUUUACAGCAUCAGCAGCUCCCUGCUGGUCUCAGACAGUCCUUAUGAUCUGACGUACAGCUGCACCGUCAGCAGCGGCAGAAACAGGAAGAGAGUGUCUUUCCAUAAAAGAAAGAAAGUUAUGGACACCCCAAGUAAAAUAAUUGCAAUAAUCCUUGGACUAUGCCCUCCAUGUUUACUGAUGUUUGGAAUAAUAGGAGAGCUUUGUUGUUCAGGAACCACAAAACACAGGUGCAAAACAGCAGCACAUCAACAGUCAAACAAAGCUGCAAACCAACAGAACUCGGCUGAAUCUGAGUGUCUUGAGAUCAGUGCAGUUGUUUUGGCACAAGAUGAGGAACAACAGGAUGAUUUGGAUGGACAACAUGAAGAAGGAAACAAGAACUGAAGAUAAACUAAAUUUUCAACAAAAAACUAAAACAUUUCAAUUAUCUGGAAUCUCUGAAAAACAAACGUUUUUGCUUAUGUGUAACUUUAAGUUUUUUUCUUUGUUUUUAGUUUGCAGAGCCUAAAAAUAGAAUAAGUUAUAAUAAACAUUUUGUAAACAUUUUUUAGCCGAGUUCUUUUGCAGAAGCAUAUUUUUAAAAUAGUUUUUACACAACUGUAUAUGUGCAUGUAUAGAAAUAUGUGUAUAAAUAUAUUUUUAGAAAGCAAAAGGUGGACCAUAUAUAUAUUUGUAAAAGU
This is a messenger RNA of Xiphophorus maculatus (southern platyfish), 2369 nucleotides long. RefSeq lists its product as uncharacterized. Lineage: Eukaryota; Metazoa; Chordata; Actinopteri; Cyprinodontiformes; Poeciliidae. The transcript has 14 exons. The record is from RefSeq and is a predicted model, not a curated record. Gene Ontology annotation, cellular component: external side of plasma membrane. Gene Ontology annotation, biological process: T cell costimulation; immune response; negative regulation of T cell proliferation. The coding region runs from base 40 to 2073 and encodes 677 amino acids.